AUGUCUGCCCGAGUGCAGGAGAGCUGCAGGCAGAGCUCCCACCUCACCCAGCACCAGCAGAGCCACACGGGCGAGAAGCCCUACGCCUGCCCCCACGCCGUCAGCCCAAGCUCGACCUUGCCCCACCACCGCCCCAGCCACAGCACUGAGAACCCUUACACCUCCCCGAGGGCGGGAAGAGCUUUGGAUGCACCCCAACCUGGUCAAGCAUCUCCGGACCCACACCGGGGAGAAGCCCCAUGGCUGUGGCAAGCACCAGUUCUCCUGAAGGCCUACUGUGAGAGACUGCAGGAGCGAACGUCUCAGGACAGGUCCAGCAGAAGAAAAGCUGCCAGUUCUGCUCUGCAAUGA
Molecule: messenger RNA, 351 nt
Organism: Mesitornis unicolor (brown roatelo)
Lineage: Eukaryota; Metazoa; Chordata; Aves; Mesitornithiformes; Mesitornithidae
Product: zinc finger protein 124-like
Exons: 1
Coding region: 1-351 (116 amino acids)
Source: RefSeq, a predicted model, not a curated record